AUGCCACGUCAAGGAAGUAACUUUCCAAAAUGUCGAAGGCCUUACCGAAGGAGGGUCUUGCCAUUCCUCAUCUUUUUCCGCGACAAAGAAAACAAGGAACAUGACAAACUUUUCAUCGAUGCGGUCGUUCGUGAGCUGUACGGUACACGUAUGACAAUCAACCCGUUGUUAGCCGAUGGCCGUGUGUUCGCUCACCCGCUUCAGCAUCUUGGUAAAACCUUCCAGGAUCUGCCGGUUCUGGCGAUCGACUCCUUCGUACACAUGUUCGUCUUCCCAAAUAUCUCUGAACUGUCCAAACCAGGUGUUCUCAAACAGAUAUCUUCUGAUGUACCCGAGUCAGUAUUCAAGGAGCUGCGGCCAAGCGAAAAACGCUACUCACUGCUGCAAAAGACCGAACUCUAA
Molecule: messenger RNA, 402 nt
Organism: Ostertagia ostertagi
Lineage: Eukaryota; Metazoa; Nematoda; Chromadorea; Rhabditida; Trichostrongylidae
Source: the annotation of a GenBank genome assembly